Messenger RNA from Harpegnathos saltator (Jerdon's jumping ant), 1477 nucleotides. RefSeq names its product nuclear factor Y-box C (gene Nf-YC). Gene Ontology annotation, biological process: regulation of transcription by RNA polymerase II. Gene Ontology annotation, molecular function: DNA-binding transcription activator activity, RNA polymerase II-specific; RNA polymerase II cis-regulatory region sequence-specific DNA binding; protein heterodimerization activity. Gene Ontology annotation, cellular component: nucleus; CCAAT-binding factor complex. The record is from RefSeq and is a predicted model, not a curated record. NCBI's taxonomy places the organism in Eukaryota, Metazoa, Arthropoda, Insecta, Hymenoptera, Formicidae. The coding region runs from base 348 to 1373 and encodes 341 amino acids. The transcript has 5 exons.
UAGUAGAGAGUAAUCGGCAGCGAAUCAGAAGUCGUGUGAACGUAUACACAAAGAAAUCAACAGUCGAAGCUUGUAAUUUUUGUGUUGAUUAGUUUAACGUUAUCGUUAACGUAUUAUUUGUUAAUUUUACAUAUUUAAUCAAAUUUUCAACACAGUACCUAAAUUCAACCAUAUUGCGAAUGUAGUAAUAUUUACAGUAACAGGAACGCAUUGUAGUUGGUUCACGAUGUAAUAGUUUAUUUCAUUGAUUGUAAUUUGAAAAGGCCAUGGUUGUUACGAUCCGUCAUAAAUUUUUCGUAUGUUUUUAAAUUCAAUCUUUGUGUAAUCACAAAAAACAGUUAACAAAGAUGUCUGUGUUCUUUGUAAAUACUAAUCAAGACAGUGAGGUAGAAGGAGAUUCCAAUGGUGAUUUGCAAAUUGCAUCACCAGGCAAUUCUGAGGCUCAACAAUCUUUGACUCAGUUUUGGCCAAAAGUUACUGAGGAAAUCAAGAAGAUCACAACCAUGGACUUGAAAACACAAUCUUUGCCAUUAGCUAGGAUAAAAAAGAUUAUGAAGUUGGAUGGAGAUGUGAAAAUGAUUAGCGCUGAAGCUCCUAUGCUUUUCUCCAAAGCUGCAGAAAUUUUUAUACACGAACUAACUCUCCGAGCAUGGGUACAUACAGAAGACAACAAACGACGUACUCUCCAACGAAACGACAUCGCAAUGGCAAUUACGAAAUAUGAUCAGUUUGAUUUUCUCAUAGACAUAGUACCUAGGGAUGAACUGAAGCAAAGCAAGGCGCAAACUGAAAGUACUGUACGCACAUCUAUGAAUUCGGAUCAAGUGCAUUAUUACUUUCAGUUAGCACAGCAGCAAGCUUCAGCUAAUCAAAAUGUACAGAGUAGUAAUACUGCUGCACAGCCCAUACAAAUCGUGCAACCUUCCGCUGGACAAAUCCAAACAAUCAACAUCGGGAGUCCUGUAGAACAAGAAGCUACCAGCACAAAUACAACGCAAACGGUCACAGUGCAAAGUCCGCAACAGUCAUCAGGUCAACAAAUUAUUCAAUUGCAACAAGCACAACAAUCACCUACUUCUCAAACAAGUGGACUACAAAUCAUACAACAAGUAGUUGCUCCCAGUGGUGAAGUUCAGAAUAUACCAGUGAGUAGUCAAGUUCUGAAUAUAUCAGGAUGUAAUAAAGUUCAGAAUAUACCAAUUCAGCUGACUCCCCAACAACUGCAGAUGAUUCGCAUGCAGGUGCAGGGUGGAGGUAAUCAGCCGAUAAUAAUACAGACCGCUCCAAUUCAAACUCAGCCACAACUUAUACAAGUUGCGCAAGGCGCGCAAGCUCCAGUUUUCAUACAGACCACCAGUGCCGAUACAGAGUAAUAUUUAUAAUCAUAUUUGCUUUAGAAUAAGAUUACGACAUUUAAAAUUAAAGAAAAAAAACUAUUAUAUAGUUUCGAACUAUAAGAUAAGAAAAUGGAUAUUAU